AGCACUUGGUGUGUCUUUAACUUUUCUUUAAAGGCACACUAUAUAUCCAUAAACAUAAACAUAUAUAUAUACACACACACACAAUGGGUUCAUGUGGAGCUAAUUUUUCAUUAGGUGUGAAGAAGAGGGAGAUCAUCGCGGCUGCAUUGCCAGUACAAGACCAUUGGCUACCCAUGUCAAACCUAGACCUCCUUCUUCCACCGUUAGACGUCGGAGUUUUCUUCUGUUACAAGAAAUCUCUUCCUUUCGACGAAAGCAUGAACGUAAUCAAAAGCUCACUAGCACAAGCGCUAGCUCUAUUUUACCCGUUUGCCGGAGAAGUAGUUCAUAACAUCCUUGGAGAGCCAGAGCUGUUGUGUAAUAACCGGGGUGUCGAUUUUAUUCAAGCUUAUGCGGAUAUGGAGCUUAAGAACGUUGAUCUUUACAACCCUGAUGAUUUUGUUGACAAAAAACUUGUUCCAUCUAAAAAACAAGGGGUUCUUAUGGUUCAGGUGACUGAGCUCAAAUAUGGAGGAUUAGUAAUUGGAUGCACAUUUGAUCAUCGAAUAGCCGAUGCAUACUCUAUAAACAUGUUCUUAACUGCAUGGGCCGAGAUUAGUCAAUCAAAACCGGUUUCAUGUCCUCCAUCUUUUAGGCGAUCCAUGCUUAACCCAAGACACCCACCUGUUUUAAACACUUGCUAUGACAACCUUUUCGUACCAUUUUCGUCUCUCCCUCCUCCACGCUCUUAUUUGCCGGCUGCCAAUCCUCUCAUAAGCCGAAUUUACUACAUUGAAGCCAAAGAUAUCAACGACCUCCAAUCGAAUUCUAGCUUGAAUGGAAACCCAAAAAAAAGUAAAUGUGUUACAUUUAUUGCUUACUUAUGGAAGCUAAUAGCAGAAUGUGAUGAUGGUUUCAAUACUUGUAAAAUGGGAGUUGUUGUUGACGGAAGAGAAAGGCUAGAUACCGUCGAUUUUGACAAAUUAUCUUUGUCGAAUACUAAGUGUUUCUCCAUGAGAAAUUAUUUUGGAAAUGUUCUUUCUAUUCCAUAUGGUGAGGCAAAAUCAAGUGAGCUUAAAGAGAUGCCAUUAAGUUUGGUGGCUAAUAUGGUUUAUGAGUUUGUGUCUCCUGCAUUAAGUGAAGAACAUUUUAGGGGACUUAUUGAUUGGGUUGAGUUACACCGACCAGAGCCAGCCGUUGCUAAGAUUUAUACGAAAAUGGAAGAAGAUGAUGGUGAAGCUGUAGUGGUGUCAUCCGGACAACGCUUUCCAGUAGAAAGCGUUGAUUUCGGAUGGGGGAAGCCACAUUUUGGGUCAUAUCAUUUUCCUUGGGGUGGACAAACAGGAUAUGUAAUGCCGAUGCCAAGUGCACAAAAGAAUGGAGAUUGGAUAGUGUAUAUGCAUCUCCUUGAAAAGCAUAUGGACUUGGUUGAGACCAAAGGAAAGAAGAUUUUUAAACCUUUGACUCAAUCUUAUCUAGACUUCUAA
This is a messenger RNA of Erigeron canadensis, 1466 nucleotides long. Its product is annotated as coniferyl alcohol acyltransferase-like. Lineage: Eukaryota; Viridiplantae; Streptophyta; Magnoliopsida; Asterales; Asteraceae. The transcript has 2 exons. Gene Ontology annotation, molecular function: acyltransferase activity, transferring groups other than amino-acyl groups. Bases 84 to 1466 code for a protein of 460 amino acids. The record is from RefSeq and is a predicted model, not a curated record.